Messenger RNA from Meloidogyne enterolobii, 1683 nucleotides. Lineage: Eukaryota; Metazoa; Nematoda; Chromadorea; Rhabditida; Meloidogynidae. The record is from the annotation of a GenBank genome assembly.
AUGUCUAAAAAGGAGCCGGAUCCCCCUUCGGAGUUUAGUCAAAUUCAGAACAUGGGCACGUUAACGCCCAAAAUCAAAGAAAUGGUUCGUCUGAGAUCGCUGAGACGUUUCUUCAUGUUUUUUCUGCUUCCGAUUGUAUUCAGUCCAAUUCCGUUGAUUAUUGGAACGCCGCCGGCUUCUUGUGCUUAUGUCAUCUUCGUUAUGGGAUUUUUCUGGGUAACCGAAACACUUCCUCUGCCUGUGACUGCAUUAAUCCCGACUAUUGCCUAUCCACUGCUAGAUAUUGAACCGGCUGAGGCUGUCUCUUCAGCAUAUCUGAACGAUUCUAAUAUGAUGUUCUUUGGUUCUAUGGUUAUGGCUGUUGCGGUAGAAUCUUCUCGUUUACACGAGCGUGUUGCUCUGCGAACACUGUGUUUUACCGGUGCUAAUCCUCGCUUUUUAAUGCUUGGAUUGCAAGUUGCAACAGCUUUUAUUUCUUUGUGGAUGUCAAAUACCUCAACUACUACCAUGAUGCUGCCCUUGGUGCUUGCGCUUAUUAAAGAAUUGGAUAUGUGUGAACGUUUAGAGACUGAAUCAUUAAAUUCGUCAAGAGAUUCUGCUGAUACAGUCUCUCAGAUGUUGGUUCUUUCGGAUAAUAAGCAACAGCGGCGUAUCUACAAAGGUCUUUUACUUUCAAUUGCUUAUGCUUCUGCAAUUGGUGGCGCUGGCACCCUGAUUGGUACUAGUUCAAUUAUUUCCAUGAAUAGCCAUUUCCAGAGCCUUUAUGGUGAUAAAAAUCCUGUGGCCUUCUUUUCUUAUAUGUGUUAUUCUAUUCCACAGCUUAUUAUUCUUCUAUUAAUCUGUUGGAUUUGGCUUCAAUUUUUGUUUAUUGGAUUUUGCAAUAACAACAAGAAAAACAAUCAAGUUGUUAAUGACAUGAUUGUCAAAAAAUAUAAGGAAUUGGGGCCUAUGCGAUAUGAAGAAUUGGUUGUGUUAAUUUCCUUUCUGUCGCUAAUUGCUUUGUGGUUAUCUCGCCCUGCUUGGACUAAACUGUUCACUGCAAGUUAUGUGACUGAUGGAACGGCAUCAAUGCUAAUUUCCAUGUUGCUUUUUGUUUUGCCUGCAGAAAAUCCAUUUUCAUCGGCAACCGUGGACAAACUUUUAGAAAACAAAGAUGAGCCUAUUCGUACUAUAAUAACUUGGAAGUUAAUGAGGGAAAAAUUUUCUUGGUCAACCCUCUUUCUGAUUGCUAUCAAACUGUCAGCAAUGCAAUGGAUGCCUCCAUGGGCCUUCAUCGCAUUUUCGAGUGGAAUUGUUUGCCUGUUGACUGAAUUCGCUAGCAAUACAGCUACAGCAGCCGUCUUUAUGUAUCAAAAUUAUUGUUACAUUUACCCUGAAAAAUAUUUUAUUUUUAGCCCUGUGGUUGCUUCUAUUGCGAUUGCUCAAGAUAUUAAUCCACUUACCUAUGUAUUGCCGGUUACCUUUGCAUCGUCCUUCUCAUUUAUGUUUCCUUCGGGCACCCCACCAAACGCUGUUGUCUUCUCUGCAAAAAUAUUGCAUGUUUCUGAUAUGAUUUUGGGUGGAUUGGUUCUGAAAAUUGGUUCAUUCAUUCUAUGCCAAGUAUUUGCUCAGACUUUUGCGCCUUUGGUUUUUGAUUUUAGUAUCUUGAAUGUCACUGUUACGGAGACGACUAUGGCUCUCUAA